This is a messenger RNA of Ostreococcus lucimarinus CCE9901, 2677 nucleotides long. RefSeq lists its product with no specific name. The transcript has a single exon. Gene Ontology annotation, molecular function: glycosyltransferase activity. Lineage: Eukaryota; Viridiplantae; Chlorophyta; Mamiellophyceae; Mamiellales; Bathycoccaceae. Gene Ontology annotation, cellular component: Golgi apparatus. The record is from RefSeq and is a predicted model, not a curated record. The coding region runs from base 144 to 2621 and encodes 825 amino acids.
CGCGCGCGCGCGUUCUGACCGCGCGCGAUCGCCGCGACGCGCACGCGCGUCGCGCGCAUCGCGUUCGGUCGCCGCGCGGUCGCGAGGACGCCUCGGCGCGACGCGCGGACGUCGGAUAAUCGCGCCGAUUCUCAACACCAAUCAUGGACGCCCCGAUGGAUGGCGCCGUGGAAGCCGUCGAAACCACGGGAUGGUUCCUCGCGCUCGCGCUCACGCACGCACCGAUGAUGGUGUUCACGCUGUACGCGUCGCUGACGAUCGUCGAGCGCGCGCUGGGGAGCAAAAGGGGCAAGGUGAAGGAAAAGCCGCCGGCGCGAGAGGCGCCGCCGUACGUGUGCGUGCAGUUGCCGAUGUACAACGAGCCGGCGUGCGCGAAACGGGCGAUCGACGCGGCGUGUCUGCUGCAUUGGCCGCAAGAUUUGAUAGAGAUACAGGUCUUGGACGAUAGCUCGGACGGGACGGAGGAUGUGGUGGACGACGCGUGCGCGGAGUGGCGGGAACGCGGGGUGGUGUGCAACGCGCUGCGAGCGAGCGCGGUGCUGAGAGGGAAAUCGAGACAGACGAAGGCGGCGGCGUUGGAGUACGGUCGCGCGCGGACUUCGGCCGAUUUGAUUGUGGUUUUAGACGCCGACGCGGUGGUUGAGGAGGAUUAUUUAGCGAAGAUUGUGCCGUAUUUCUACGACGAGCGAGGCGAGCGAAGGAGCGAGGUGGCGGUGGUGCAGCCAGACGUGACGUUUAAGAAUUCGUCGCAAAACUUCUUGACGAUGCAUCAGGCGUUUAAGAUGGAAGCAGACGCGAUUGUAGGGAACAGGGCGUACAUUCGCGCGUUUGGGUGCGCGCUGCGGGCGGGAAGCGGGGCGAUUUGGAGCGCCGCCGCGCUUCGCGGCGUCGGUGGUUGGGACGUAAACAUGCUCGCGCUGGAAGGGACGGAUAUGUCCAUGCGCACGCGCAUGGCUGGGUACAGUGGGAAAGCGGCGGCGAACGUCAUCAUAGAAACCGAGCUCCCGUCGACGCUAAGCGCGUACAAAAGUCAACAGUUACGAUGGAUGUGGGCGUGGGCGUAUUUAGCCAAGCGACACUUGGCUAGCGUGUUGUUCAAUUCGUUCAACGGCGUGACCUCGGACAUUGGUAUCGGGGUUUUGAACGGGAACGUCGCUCGCUUGUGGUUUGCGCUCACAAUCGUGCGUCCGGCGCAAUGGUUGCUCCUCGCCGUGUGGUUAUUACUCCUCCCUGAGCUCAUUUUCGACGGCAUGUGGCUCGGCAACGCCCAGCACGUGAUUCACGGCGCCGUUUGGUUGUACUUUUUACCCCUGUUGCUCAUCUUGAAGGCGGAUACGUUCGCGAUGUCUGAUGUAGAAGGUAAAGUUCGCUCGCCCCCGAAGUCCACGGGCGAGGCGAUGAGCACGAUGCGCACGACGUUGCGCAAACUGAGCUGGAUCGGCCCGCACGCGUGCGUGUCGCUCGGCAUGAUCGCCGUGUACUGCACCGGAUACGUGCGCGGCAUUUUCGGUUCCACCUACCCUUCCUUCGACGCCCCCGUGAGUCAGCUGCGCACGCCAAAGCUUGGAAAUGGCGACGUCGAGCUGAGCGAAGCCGAUCGCGGCGCCGACGAGACUUCUUGCUCGAAGAGUGAGAUUUGGCAAAUCGUCUUCGAGAUGACCUUCGUCGUCGCCACGAUUCGCGCGUCGAUCGAACUCAUGAAGUGGGCCCCGACGGGCGGGUCAGGGGCGGGGACGAUUUCACUCGUUUCCGUGAUUGGGUUCGGCAUCGCGGCGUGCUGCGUGUACGUCGCCGCGGGAAGCUGGGAUGACAAGUGCGGUCCGAGAAGUAGCGAGCGCUACCGUCGCGCCAAGACGUCGAGCGUCGAAGAGCGCGCGGGGUUACUGUCGUCUACGACGGCGGCGGCGACGUUGGCGCCGCCUCGACGGAUCAAUAUGUCUCUCUCAUCGAAGUCGCGACGCACGAAAGCGAGCGACAUGUACGGUACGAGUACUGUCCCCGCGUUUGACGUGGAAAGUGGGAAACGAACGCCCGAGGCGUUUAGCGUCGGCGACGAGGACGACGUCCAACCCGUCAGCCUCGACGUCCCGGCGUUGACGAACGCGAAGGAGAUGCAAAAGGCUAUCAAAAAGUACAAAAACAUGCGAGAUCACAAUUUCGAUCUCGAGAACUUUAGUGAGUACGCGCAGAGCGAUGCGACGAGCGUGAUGUCGGAAAAUCACGCGCCGUCGCACGUCAACUUUGGAUCGCACGCGCCGUCGCACGAAGAUUUCGGCAGCGAAAUCGGCAGCGCGUUCGGCGACGGCGACGACGACGAAAGGUCGGUAGACAUGGACGGCAAGGAUCGCGCCGCGCUGGCGCACGCCAUGCAAGCGCAGCACGACUCGCAACAGCGCGCCAAAUCGCUUCGCAUGGCGAAUUUGCGCGUCAACACCGCGCCCGCGCCGAAUCCCAAACGGUCGCGACCGCCGAGGUCGCCGCGCAGCUCCAACGCGACGUCCGCGGACAAUUCGCCGCGCGCGCCGCUCUCACCCCCGACCGCGGAAUCACCCAAACCCAUCAGCGCGUCCGAUUGGGUCGAUUCCCCGAUCGUCGUCGACGCGUCGUCGACGCCUCGAUGACGCCUCGACGACGAAGCCCGUCUCGCGUCGCGUCGCGUCGCGUCCGCGUCUACAGC